This is a messenger RNA of Gongylonema pulchrum, 702 nucleotides long. The record is from the annotation of a GenBank genome assembly. NCBI's taxonomy places the organism in Eukaryota, Metazoa, Nematoda, Chromadorea, Rhabditida, Gongylonematidae.
AUGGGCAACUGUGUUGGCGGAUUCAGGAAACGAACUCAAAAGCUACAGCACAAAAGAAAAGUUAGGAAAAUUCGAAUUUGCGUACUGGGUCUGGACGGCGCCGGCAAGUCAACUGCAGUACGAGCACUGGCUUCAGAAGACAUUACUGGCGUACAGCCAACAAAUGGUUUUACCUUGGAAGAAUUUAAGUUUCGAAAAGCCGAGAUUAUAGCAUAUGAUCUAGGCGGCGAUGAGAGAAUUCGCUCCAUCUGGAAGAAUUACUAUCCCGAGGCAGAUGUGAUCAGUGAUGAAGAUCUCAGUGGCAAACCGAUCCUAGUGCUCAUUAACAAAAACGAUCACCCGGGAUGUGUCGAUGAAAUUCAGCUCACCGAUCGACUGAAUCUGCAUCACUUAGCGAACUUAUACCGAACGCAAAUUCGAGUGGAAGUGUGCCAAUCGAAUAUGGGGACUGGAAAAAUGAUGGAUUCGGCGCUCAGAGACGGUUUCGAGUGGCUUCUGGAGAGGAUAUAUGAUGACUAUGAAAGGCUAGAGAAAAAGGUGAAUGAAGCACUGUUGCAGCUGAAACGACGUCAAGAUGAAGAGCGAAUGAGGCGACAACAUCGACUUGCAGCAACUGUUAGCAGGUAUAUGCAUCCUGAAGGUUUCGCUGUCCGGAUGCAGACAUGUAACGGAAACGAAAUUUUCAACUUUAUCUCAAACUAG